UGUUAUUUGGUUAUGGCGGUGAAAAGAGGUUGCUCUCUCUGACAAAGGUUUUCAAUUCAAGGGUUGUUAGAAUAAUGAGUGCGGUGAACAUCACGAAUGUUGCGGUAUUAGACAAUCCGUCGUCGUUUUUGGCCCCUUUCCAGUUUGAAAUAUCUUACGAGUGCGUCACUCCUCUCCAAGACGAUUUGGAAUGGAAGCUCAUAUAUGUUGGAUCAGCUGAGGAUGAGACAUAUGACCAGCUUCUAGAAAGCGUUCUUGUUGGCCCUGUAAAUGUUGGAAAUUACCGCUUUGUCUUGCAGGCGGACCCUCCAGAUCCUUCAAAAAUUCGUGAAGAAGACAUUAUUGGUGUUACUGUGCUCUUGUUGACCUGCUCAUAUUUGGGGCAAGAAUUUGUCCGAGUUGGCUACUAUGUGAACAAUGAUUAUGAUGAUGAGAAGCUGAGGGAAGAGCCUCCACAGAAAGUCCUAAUUGAUAGGGUUCAAAGGAAUAUAUUAACGGACAAACCUAGAGUAACAAAGUUCCCUAUUAACUUUCGCCCUGAAAAUAGUGAAAGGGAGGAGCAAGCCCCUGCACCUGACAACGUGGUUGAGGAAGAAGAUCGAAACGAAGGGCAAUUGCCUUUGCCUAAGAGUAAAUCAGAUGAAGAUGGAGCCUAAUAUGAAGAUGUUAACUUUUUGUCUAAUGCCUUCUGUUUUUGUUUGACAGUAUUUUGUCUUGGAAGUGAUAUCUCAUCCUGGGUUCUCGUGGAUGAUGUCUGAAGUCUGAUCUUCAAAACCUGUUCUUUUCUUUUUCCUUUUUCUCUUUCUUGUUAUAUAUGUAUCAAGUCCAGUUGCAUUUUGAAGCAUUUAACGAAGCUGGUUUUUAGGGUGUAGAAGAAACUGUAUGUAGACUAGAUGCCAAUUUUGGUUUUGUAUUUUGGUCCAAAAUGUUGAUAUGCAGACUCAAUGAACUUAUGGUA
Molecule: messenger RNA, 958 nt
Organism: Lycium ferocissimum
Lineage: Eukaryota; Viridiplantae; Streptophyta; Magnoliopsida; Solanales; Solanaceae
Product: histone chaperone ASF1B-like
Exons: 3
Coding region: 75-656 (193 amino acids)
Biological process (GO): DNA replication-dependent chromatin assembly
Cellular component (GO): nucleus
Molecular function (GO): histone binding
Source: RefSeq, a predicted model, not a curated record